AUGUCUGACAAUAUUAAUAAUAAUUCUUCAUUCGAUUUAUUAAUUCGAAUAUUCUAUCAAGAUGAUCGUACACAAUUUGAUAUUGAACUUAAUCAUUUAUUAGAUCUUUCACGUACACAAGAUAUGCGUUUAUGUACUGAUAUUAUUCUUCAAGCUUAUAAACAAAAUGAAUUAAAUUUUCUUGAAGAAUUACUCGAUCGAGAAGUUAUUUAUAGUGGUAUACCAAAUUUAACAAUACUACAUGCUGCAUCAGGUUAUGCAUUAUCAAAACUAGUUAAAUAUCUACUUGAUGAACGCAAAGCAGAUCCAAAUGAAACAUGUACAUUUGUGAAAAAUGAUCAACUCUCUGGUAUUACUCCAUUACAUUUUGCCUGUGGUAUUGGACCGGAAAAUAUUGUUAAUGAAACAACUGAUACUGUAAAAUAUUUAUUAGAAGCCGGUGCUGAUGUUAAUCUAGUCACAUCACGUCACGAUACAGCUUUACAUUGGGCAUCUAAAUUUACUAAUGAACAUGUUGUUCAAUUAUUACUUCAAUAUAAAUCUAAUAUCAAUGCAAUCAAUAGUUUACAAUAUACUCCUCUAUGUGAAGCAUGUUUUUAUGGUAAUUUUGAAAUUGUUAAAAUACUUGUAGAAAAUGGAGCAAGUGUUAAUGGAAACCAAAAUGAUGAAAGAUCUCCAGUUCAUCUUGUUUGUCGUGGUUUAUUAAGUGAACAUAAUGCACGUCGUAUAAAUCCAUCAAAUGAAACAAUUAUUGAAAAACUUGAAGAACGUCUUGAAAUAGUUAAAUAUUUAUAUUCACAUGGUGCAUCAAUUUAUACAUUUGAUCGUGAUGGUCUUACACCAUUUAUGUAUGCAUGUUCAAGUGGAAAUUAUUUACUUGUAAAAUAUUUACUAGAUGAACAAAAACCUAUAGAUGAUACAUCAACAUUAAAAAUAAUUAAUGAACGUUCAAAUACAGGUGAAACAUGUUUAAUGUAUGCUAUUGAAUCGGGUAAUUUAGAUAUUGUUACACUUUUAUGUAAAUAUGGAGCUAAACUUAAUGAUCAAAAAAGUCCAUCAUAUGUAACAGCUGCAGCUUUUUAUGGACAUACAGAUAUACUUGAAAAAUUAAUUCAAAUGGGACUUGAUAUUAAUGAAUUUGAUCAAAAUGAGGAUGGUGUUAUUUUCAAUCCUAUUUAUGCUUGUUGUCAUUGUGGAUCAGUCGAAUGUCUACAAUUAUUACUCGAGGGUAAAGCAAAACUUGAUUGGAAAACAAGUCAAGGAACAAAUCCUCUUCAUGCUGCUUGUUAUUCAGAUAAAUGUUCAGUAAAACUUGUCGAACUUCUGUGUCAAUAUGGAGAUUUUGAUUUAAAUGAAUGUACAAAUUCAGGUGAAACACCACUUCUUAUGGCUAUUGAACGAAAUGAUUAUGAAUUAGUCGAUUAUUUAUUACGACAAGGUGCCUAUCCUGAUCGACCUAAUCAUGAUGAAUGUUAUCCAAUUCAUCUAGCUUGUUUUAAUGGACAAGCAAAUAUUAUCUAUUUACUUCUAGCAUUUAAUGCAACUAUUGAACAGUCAAAUGAAAACUAUCCACAUCCAUUAGUGAUUACAACUUAUAAACGAGAUUUAGAUUGUUCGAAAUUACUUAUCGAAUCACCAAAAUGUUCUGAUCGAAUAGUUCGUGAAGUUUUAAUUGAAUCAAUCGAAAAUGGUUUUGAUGAAUUAAUUAGUGAAAUACUUCAUAUACGACCUCAUCUUAUACCAGAUGAUCUUAAAGAUAAAAUGACUGAUACACUUCUCGCACUCGAACAACUUAAUAUUGAUUCAUCAGCUUAA
Messenger RNA from Rotaria sordida, 1815 nucleotides. The record is from the annotation of a GenBank genome assembly. Lineage: Eukaryota; Metazoa; Rotifera; Eurotatoria; Philodinida; Philodinidae.